AACUAAAAUGAUAAGCGACGGUUUGACAACGGGAAAAUACAGAUGUAUACGAUAACAUGUGGAUCUGAGUAAUAUGGGAACUUUAAAUAUUUUAAAAUAAUAUAAUGAAAAUGGAAACUAGGAAUGUCACUCAUCGCCUUCUUCAGAGAGAAGAAAAUGAUAAGUGUCAGCGUCGCUUCCAACGAAAGCUCCAUGUCACUCCAAAUUUAAUUUCUCGUCUUGGUUUAGAAGCAGAAUUGGAGGGUCAUGCUGGCUGUGUUAAUUGCUUAGAAUGGAAUGAAAAAGGAGAUCUGUUAGCAAGUGGUUCAGAUGAUGUUCACAUUAUAUUAUGGGACCCUUUUAGACAUAAAAAGUUACAUUCUAUUCAGAGUGGUCAUCAUGGAAAUAUAUUUUCUGUUAAAUUCCUUCCAAACUCUAAUGAUAAUAUGAUAGUAAGUGGAGCAGCAGAUUAUAAAAUAAGAGUGCAUGAUGCAAAUGCUAAAGAAACUACAAUGGCUUGUAGUUGUCAUGCUGGACGUGUUAAAAGGAUAGCUGUAGCUCCUAAUGUACCAUUUAUGUUUUGGAGUGCUGCUGAAGAUGGAAUUGUAAUGCAAUUUGACUUAAGGGCACCUCAUCAGUGUUCUAAUGUGUGUAACAAUGUAUUGAUUAAUCUGAUAAACCAUUUAGGUAAAAGUGCCGAAGCUAAGUGUCUAGCAAUAAAUCCAUUUAGACCAGAACUCCUUGCAGUGGGAGCAAAUGAUCCUUAUGUAAGGUUAUAUGACAGACGUAUGAUAUCAACAACAACUAUAAAAUAUUCCAAUGAACAUAUACCAAGAUCAUUAUGGGAACGUCACUCUUAUUUACCUAUGUCAGAUUCUGAAGAAGACAAUCUUCCAGUAGGCUGUGUCACUUAUUUUGUAGCAGGCCACUUGCCUUUAAAACAGCCAGAUUACAGGAAACGAUAUAGAACUUUAGCAUCAACGUAUCUCACGUUUAGUCCCAAUGGAAGUGAAUUAUUAGCCAAUUUAGGAGGAGAACAAAUCUAUCUUUUCAGCAUUGUAAAGCCUUCCUUACCCAAAAUUUAUGAUUUACAGGGUGUUCCUCUAUCAGCAAAUGGAUUGUGUAAAGAUACCUGUAAUCCAACAAAUGGAUAUAGUACUCAUAAAAAUGGUACAACUAAUGGUAUGAUGACAAAUGGUGUAACAGCGACAACUGCCAGGAUAUUACCUACAGAGAUAUUUAAUUCCAAUUCGUGGAAUGUUGGGAAAAGUAAACGAGGAUUUGCCUGCAAAUCAUUACCACCCACAGUAGAAUUAAUAAAAGCAAGAGCUAAUGAAAAGUUUGAAAAACAGCAGUUUACAGUAGCAAUUGAUCUUUACAAUCAGGCAAUUGUUUUAUGUCCAUCUGCUGCAGCUCUGUAUGGAAAUCGUGCAGCUGCAUUCAUGAAGAGAGGAUGGGAUGGGGAUCUCUAUGCAGCAUUAAGAGAUUGUCAUGUGGCAUUACGAAUAGAUGGUGAUUAUUUUAAAGCACAUUUUCGAUUAGCAAGAUGUUUAUAUGAGUUACAUUGGACAAAAGAAGCAUUAGAUUGUUUGCAGACAUUCAAAGCAAAAUUUCCAGAUCAUGCUCAAACCCAUGCUUGUGAAGCAUUGGAUAGAGAUAUUAAAGCUGCCAUUUAUUCCACAGAAACUGACGAAACUAAUAGUACAAGAUCAUCUGAUUCUCAGGGGUCGGGUAGCAAUUGUAGCAAUAACAAUUCUAAUACACGUCAUAGAAAACCUUCAGUUUCAGAACAGGAAAAGAUUUGGAGGUCACUAGCUUAUGAUUAUGAAACACGCUUUUGUGGUCAUUGUAAUACCACAACUGAUAUCAAGGAAGCCAAUUUCUUUGGAAGUUGUGGGCAAUAUAUUGUUGCUGGUUCGGAUGAUGGUUCUUUCUUUAUGUGGGACAGAGAAACCACAAAUAUUGUGAGGGUGCUGAGAGGAGAUGACUCUAUUGUUAAUUGCCUACAACCUCAUCCAAGUAGUUGUUUACUAGCAACUAGUGGUAUUGAUCCUGUAGUCAGGUUAUGGAGUCCAAAACCAGAAGAUGGUAGCAAGGAAGAUAGAGAAGUAAUAGAUUCUGAGGAUGCAGCAGUGGCAAAUCAGCGGAGGAUGAAUGCUGAUCCAUUGGAAGUAAUGUUAAUGAACAUGGGUUAUCGUAUACCGGGUGUUAUAGAUGCAGACGACGUGGAAGGAGAAGGAAGAGAAACCAGUAUAAGUCAGUGCCGAACAAGUUAGAACGGACUUUUCGAUUAAAACUAAACAUGUACAUAUAUAUAGAUACUGCCAUGGUGAAUGUUAUAACAUUAAGCCAUUGGAUUUGGAACAUCUGUGCUACUUGGACAAUUCCUUAAUUUUAAUUUAUAAUUUUAAAGGAAACAGUUACAUAAGAAAAUUAUUCCUGUAUUGUCAAUUGUGACGAUAAAAUAUAUUUUUAAGAGUAUUUAUAUUUUAAUUUCUGAAUUUCCAUUUGUCUUCUGUGAUACCAUAAUAAAAAAAUAAUAAAACACUAAUGUACAUUUUUUUCAAAUUGUAAAAUUUUUUCAUUAAAAUGUUUUGUCAUCGGCUUACACUAGGCCAAAAAUCGUAAAAAUUGUACAGAGCAUUAGAUGCAUAGAUCUAAGUCACGCACCAACGUACAAAUCCCGUCUGCAUUAAAGUUUUUGUACAUUUUAUUUUUUAAAUGUUAGCAAUUCGAUUGCCUUGCAAAUCUGUCUCAGAGCACCAACUUUAUGAAUGUGGAUUUUAACAGCUUGAGUAAAAAAGAUACUAGUUAUUCAAAGUAGCACAGCUGUUUCAAAAAAGCAGCAGUAAAAAAAUAACAUUGAAGGGCUGUUAACCACAUUCAUAUGAUAAUAUAAAUCAUGUAUGUACAAUGGUAGAUCAUGUUAAAUUUUAGAGGAAUGUUUCCCCCUUGUGAUUAACGUGGAUGACGACGACUUCACGCAGAUAAGGAAGUAAUGUUUCUGGUAAUAUUGGGCUUACUUACAAAGAAAUGUUUUAUGAAAUUUGAUUGAUGGCUGUGUAUAAAAUUUGCAUGAAUGUGUGAAUAAAAAA
Molecule: messenger RNA, 3074 nt
Organism: Centruroides sculpturatus (bark scorpion)
Lineage: Eukaryota; Metazoa; Arthropoda; Arachnida; Scorpiones; Buthidae
Gene: adp
Product: WD and tetratricopeptide repeats protein 1-like
Exons: 16
Coding region: 105-2255 (716 amino acids)
Biological process (GO): negative regulation of fatty acid biosynthetic process
Cellular component (GO): Cul4-RING E3 ubiquitin ligase complex; cytoplasm
Molecular function (GO): protein binding
Source: RefSeq, a predicted model, not a curated record